Messenger RNA from Eptesicus fuscus (big brown bat), 2084 nucleotides. It is a transcript of the gene PTH1R, whose product is annotated as parathyroid hormone 1 receptor. The record is from RefSeq and is a predicted model, not a curated record. NCBI's taxonomy places the organism in Eukaryota, Metazoa, Chordata, Mammalia, Chiroptera, Vespertilionidae. Gene Ontology annotation, molecular function: G protein-coupled peptide receptor activity; peptide hormone binding; parathyroid hormone receptor activity. The transcript is spliced from 15 exons. Gene Ontology annotation, biological process: intracellular calcium ion homeostasis; cell surface receptor signaling pathway; adenylate cyclase-activating G protein-coupled receptor signaling pathway. Bases 236 to 2008 code for a protein of 590 amino acids. Gene Ontology annotation, cellular component: plasma membrane.
ACGCGCGCGGCGGGCGGCGGCUCCGGGCGGCGGCCGGGCGGGGGGCGCAGGAAGCCAGGCGGGCCAGGGAGACCCCGAGAGCUCCAUGAAGCCCCCCCGGGGCCGCGGACGGGGCGCUGUCCUGGGGAGUCUGUCGGGGGCCCCCCGACAUCCAUGGCAGGGCGGGGGCCGCGGCGGCGCGCUCGGAGGCCGGCGGCGGCGGCUGCCCCGAGGGACAGGGCCCUAGGCGGCGGCGAUGGGGGCCCGGAUCGCGCCCGGCCUGGCGCUGCUGCUCUGCUGCCCGGUGCUGGGCUCCGCGUUUGCCCUGGUGGAUGCAGAUGACGUCAUAACCAAAGAGGAGCAGAUCUUCCUGCUGCACCGAGCCCAGGCCCAGUGUGAGAAGCGGCUCAGAGAAGUCCUGCAGAGGCCAGCCAACAUCGUGGAAUCGGACAGAGGAUGGGCAUCCGCGGCCCCGGGAAGGCCCAGGAAGGAGAAGGCACCCGGGAAGCUCUACCCUGAAUCCAAGGACAAAGAGGCGCCCCCCGGCAGCAGGCGCCGAGGGCGCCCCUGCCUGCCUGAGUGGGACCACAUCCUGUGCUGGCCGCUGGGGGCGCCGGGCGAGGUGGUGGCAGUGCCCUGUCCCGACUACAUUUAUGACUUCAAUCACAAAGGCCAUGCCUACCGUCGCUGUGACCGCAAUGGCAGCUGGGAGCUGGUGCCCGGGCACAACCGGACGUGGGCCAACUACAGCGAAUGCGUCAAGUUCCUGACCAAUGAGACGCGUGAGGGGGAGGUGUUUGACCGCCUGGGCAUGAUCUACACGGUGGGCUACUCGGUCUCGCUGGCCUCCCUCACUGUGGCUGUGCUCAUCCUGGCCUACUUCAGGCGGCUGCACUGCACACGCAACUACAUCCACAUGCACCUGUUCCUGUCCUUCAUGCUGCGCGCCGUGAGCAUCUUCGUCAAGGACGCGGUGCUGUACUCGGGCUUCACCCUGGACGAGGCCGAGCGCCUCACGGAGGAGGAGCUGCGCGCCAUCGCCCAGGCGCCCCCGCCCCCGCCGCCCGCCACUGCCGCCCCCGCCGACUACGCGGGCUGCCGGGUGGCGGUGACCGUCUUCCUCUACUUCCUGGCCACCAACUACUACUGGAUCCUGGUGGAGGGGCUGUACCUGCACAGCCUCAUCUUCAUGGCCUUCUUCUCCGAGAAGAAGUACCUGUGGGGCUUCACAGUCUUUGGCUGGGGUCUGCCCGCCAUCUUCGUGGCUGUGUGGGUCGGUGUGAGAGCCACGCUGGCCAAUACGGGGUGCUGGGACUUGAGCUCCGGGAACAAGAAGUGGAUCAUCCAGGUGCCCAUCCUGGCCUCCGUUGUGCUCAACUUCAUUCUCUUCAUCAACAUCGUCCGGGUGCUCGCCACCAAGCUGCGGGAGACCAAUGCCGGCCGGUGUGACACGCGGCAGCAGUACCGGAAGCUGCUCAAGUCCACGCUGGUGCUAAUGCCGCUCUUCGGCGUCCACUACAUCGUCUUCAUGGCCACGCCGUACACCGAGGUCUCAGGGGCGCUCUGGCAAGUCCAGAUGCACUACGAGAUGCUGUUCAACUCCUUCCAGGGAUUUUUUGUCGCCAUCAUCUACUGUUUCUGCAAUGGCGAGGUCCAAGCUGAGAUCAGGAAGUCGUGGAGCCGCUGGACGCUGGCCCUGGAUUUCAAGCGCAAGGCACGCAGCGGGAGCAGCAGCUACAGCUACGGUCCGAUGGUGUCUCACACGAGCGUGACCAACGUCGGCUCCCGCGCGGGACUCGGCCUGCCCCUCAGCCCCCGCCUGCUGCCCGCUGCCACCACCAAUGGCCACCCGCAGCUGCCCGGUCACACCAAGCCAGGGGCCCCGGCCCUCCAGACCUCACCGCCAGCCGCGGCCAUGUCCAAGGACACCGGCUUCCUCAACGGCUCCUGCUCGGGGCUGGACGAGGAGGCCUCCGCGCCCGAGCGGCCCCCCGCCUUGUUGCAGGAGGAGUGGGAGACAGUCAUGUGACCGGGACCAAGGGUUGGACCUAUGGACCAAGAGACGGACGGUCGGUGGUUGCCCACUCAUGGCUGGGCUGGGAGAA